GCCCCGUUGCAGCAAACCUCUGUAUUUCGCGAUGAAUUUGCCGGAGGAAUGCUGGGAAUUGAUCUUUGAAUCCCUCCAUCACCUCUGUCACUUGGAAUCCCUUUCUUUAGUCUGCACUUCGUUCCUCGCCGUCUCCAACAGCGUCCGCCACACUCUCUCUAUCACUCCCCAAACAGUUCCCUACCUCUCCGUGAUUCUCCACAGAUUCCAUAAUCUCAAGAAAAUUGUCAUCCCUCAAUUCCAUGGAGAUCUAGAUUCUAUUCUCUCUCAGAUUUCACGAUCUCGUUUGGAUCUCCAAUCGCUUACUCUCUGUAAUCAGAGAACUUUUCCAGCACUAGGUUUUCGAGAAUUGGGCUCAAGGAUGAAGAAUUUGAGGGAAUUGAAUUGCUCCAUCACUUCAUCUUUGAAGGACAGCGAUCUGAUAGUGAUUGGCAAUUCAUUCCCUUCUCUUGAAGAGAUCGACAUAAGCUAUCCAGAGAGUGGCCACAGUUUUUAUUUCCGAAACAUGUAUUUGCAUUCGACGUCAGUUUCGAGUUUCGUUACUGAUUCUGGGAUUCUAGCUUUGUCGAAGAAGCUCAGAGGAUUGCGCAAAAUUAAUCUUUCUGUGGAUGGAAUUGGAAUUCCUACCAGUGAGUCGUGGUUUGAAGAAUCCUUUCAGUUUGCUAGAGGUUUGCGUGAACUUGAUCUCUCUAAUUCCUCCAUCUCCGAUCAGUUGCUCUGCUUGAUUGCGGAGGCUGGCCUUCCGCUGAAGAAGCUUCUGCUCUCUCAUUGCUGUUGUUUCACGUUAGUAGGAAUUUCAACUUUGUUGUCUAAAUACCAGUCUCUUCUGUACUUGGAUCUUGAAGGAGCAAACUUCCUGACUGAUGAUUCAUUAAUUUUGUUGAGCUACUUUCUUCACGAUUUAACGUUUAUAAAUCUUAGCUCAUGUUCUAAGUUAACCAACUCGGCAUUCUUUGCUAUUCUCAAAAACUGUCCCCUGCUAAAUGAUAUCGAAAUGAAGAAUACAAAUCUUGGGGUGGAAGAAUUUAGUAUGGAAGUUGUGAAGAAUUACCGAGUGAAAUCUCUUCUUUUGGAUGGGAAUUAUAGUUUGGAUGAUGAAUUCAUAAAAAAAGUUGCGUAUGCUUGUCCCCAUUUACAAGUGCUAGGUGUUAGCCAUUGUUCAGGUAUUACAGAAGAAGGUAUAGUUGAAAUAAUGAAGAAUUGUUUUAAGCUUAGGAAUCUGGAUUUUAGCAGAUGUGGGGGGGAGAUAAAGAAUCUUGAUAUAGACUUUUCAUUUGCAAGGCUAGAGGUUUUGAAAGCACAAGGAACAGGAAUUGAUGAUGAGACAUUGGUAGUGAUAGGAAAAGGAUGUUAUGGGUUGGUGCAUUUGGAUUUGGAAGGUUGUUUUUAUGUGACAGACAGAGGGGUGAAGGAAUUGGUAGAAACUUGCAGAGCACUAAGGGAGAUAAACUUGAAAUGGUGUUCUAAUGUCAGUAUUGACAUUGUAGCUUGGAUGGUUUUUUCAAGGCCAUCACUCAGGAAAAUAAUUCCACCAUCUGGCUUUGUUCCCACUGAAAACCAAAGGAGCUUCUUCUUGAACCAUGGCUGUCUAGUCUGUGAUGGCUAGUUUUCAAAAACCCCAAAUGGGACUACCUUGUCAAUUCUUGUGACUCGAAGUAUUCUUUCAUUUUUGGUGAAACUCUUGAACCUUAAUGUUUGUUUCUAUUUGCAAUUUCUCUGCAUAACUCUUGUAUCUCAAGUUCACGGAAUAAUAAUAAUUCAA
Messenger RNA from Carica papaya (papaya), 1762 nucleotides. Its product is annotated as RNI-like superfamily protein. Gene Ontology annotation, molecular function: protein binding. NCBI's taxonomy places the organism in Eukaryota, Viridiplantae, Streptophyta, Magnoliopsida, Brassicales, Caricaceae. The record is from RefSeq and is a predicted model, not a curated record. Gene Ontology annotation, biological process: SCF-dependent proteasomal ubiquitin-dependent protein catabolic process. Gene Ontology annotation, cellular component: SCF ubiquitin ligase complex.